Molecule: messenger RNA, 210 nt
Organism: Rotaria sp. Silwood1
Lineage: Eukaryota; Metazoa; Rotifera; Eurotatoria; Philodinida; Philodinidae
Source: the annotation of a GenBank genome assembly
AUGGCAGAUUCAGCUCCAUUACAACGUUCGGCUGAAGUUGAAGAUUUAACACAUUUAACUGAAAAAGAUAAAAGAAAAAUGUAUGAAAAUGUUGAACACGGAAAAGGUUCACUUCAUCGAAGUGAAGAAAUGGAAGAUUUGGCUCAUUUAUCAUCACAAGAUAUAAAUAAACCUUUAAUUAAUGAUCGAAAUAUCCAUAUUAAACAAUAA